AAUACUUGUUUUAAAUGCGUUUUAUUGUAAUAAGUGCAAUAGAUGAAUUUCAAGAGUAUAAAAGGAGCUCAUAAACGAUUGGUCAAUCAUUGCAUUGAAAACGUUUACAAUAUGAAGUUUCAAUUGCUUAUCGGCUUUGUGUUGGCGUUACUCGCUGUGGCUUUCGCCAACCCUAAUCCUUUGCCAAAACCUGAGCCUUAUCCAGGAGGUGGGGGCGGCGGCGGUGGUGGAGGUGGAGGCGGUGGUGGUGGCGGCGGCGGUGGCAAGUGAAUCCCAAACCAGCCAUUAUUUGUCUACGAAUUGUUGAUGAUCUAAAAUAGUUACCUGUAAAUGCUAAACAAAUAUACAUAGACUAAGCGGUGGACGCAAAGUGAA
Rhagoletis zephyria (snowberry fruit fly) is the source of this 375-nucleotide messenger RNA. Its product is annotated as putative glycine-rich cell wall structural protein 1. Lineage: Eukaryota; Metazoa; Arthropoda; Insecta; Diptera; Tephritidae. The record is from RefSeq and is a predicted model, not a curated record.